Molecule: messenger RNA, 10446 nt
Organism: Pelobates fuscus (common spadefoot toad)
Lineage: Eukaryota; Metazoa; Chordata; Amphibia; Anura; Pelobatidae
Gene: CIC
Product: capicua transcriptional repressor
Exons: 22
Coding region: 118-7713 (2531 amino acids)
Biological process (GO): regulation of transcription by RNA polymerase II
Cellular component (GO): nucleus
Molecular function (GO): RNA polymerase II transcription regulatory region sequence-specific DNA binding; DNA-binding transcription factor activity, RNA polymerase II-specific
Source: RefSeq, a predicted model, not a curated record
UUGGCCCAGCCUGACGGGUCUCUUGCUGUUGCUGUGUGGGAAGAGACGGCUGGAGCUGCCGGCAGCUGAUGAGGAGCCGGAAGAGUGGAGAGAGAGUGGUGGUCCUGAAACAUAAACAUGAAACCAAUAAAGAAAAGUACAGGCUCUACACACAGCAAGGCCUCAAACUCCACUCGUGGUAAGAAACCAAAAAAAAAAGUUGAGGAAGGACGGCAGGAGGAAGAAGAGGAGCAGGAAGAAGAGUCUCCAGAACAAGCAGAGGAGUUCGAGGGAGGCUCAGGUCAACCCUUGGCAUUGGUAGCAAGGCAGAUGCAGGUAAAAAUUGACCUUUCUACCAGAGAAAUGGCUGACACCAGAGUGCAGGAUCAGGAAAUGCCUGCGCAGAGUAGAGAGCAGGAGAUGGAGGAUGAAACACAGUCUGUAAAAGCUCAACCUUGCUUGGAGGCCUCCAGUGAUAAUCAGUUGAGCGGCAAAGCAGGAUUUGAUCCAGCUCGAUGGGAGAUGCCUUCAAGCAGGAAAACUGCCACUUUCAAGUCUAGAGCCCCUAAAAAGAAAUAUGUUGAAGGCCAUGGGGCUCAGGAGGGACAAGAGGACUCCUCUAGUAGCAGUGAAGGACCUUCUGCUCUGCAGGAGUGUAGCACAGAGAAGCCUGUGACUCCAGCUCUUGUUUCAGAAGAUAUGUGCCCUUCUGUACGUUCUUCAUCCACAGAUACAGCUAGUGAGCAUUCUGCAGAUCUAGAAGAGGAAGCAGAGAAAGCAAAUGUGGAAAUUGAGCCUCCGAGUAGCUCAUGGACUGAAUUUGACCUUCGUCAUCUGCAAGCCAAGAGGGUUCUGGUCAGGAAAGGGGAUGCUUUCCAAGUUUGUCAAGUGAAGCAGGUGUGCAAUAAUCAGGAAGUAGCAGUGCAGAUCCCCGGGGAGCAAGCAGUUACAUUCCUGAAUAUCACACAAGGGCCGGUUCCAGAUCAGAUCCCUGAACCAAAUGAAGUGAAGGAGGGUACAGCAGUGUGUGCGUGCAUGGGCCCUGAAGACACAACGUUUCGGGAGGGCACUGUAGUGGAAAUUAUUCCAAAACCGUUAUCAUAUAAGGUUUGUUUCCAGCAGAAUCCUGGUCGAAGGGAACGUGAUUAUGCUUGGGUUCCACAUGCUAACAUUAGACUUCUGCGCUCUCCAUGGUGCAAAGAGCCAAUGCUUAUUGUUCCUAGAGCUGCCGAAGAAAAGCAGCAGCAGGCAAUGGGAAGGUUUUCAACGUCUCUGCCCAUGUCCCAGGGACCUGGGGGACCUUUAGAGAUUCCUGGAUCCCCACGUAAUUCAGACCAGAAGCACUUGGAAGAUGCAGAAGUAUCUAGGUUUAGCAUGCCUGUAAGUGAAGAGAAGGUGACUACUGUGCAGCAUCAAAUCCUUUCUCCACCUAAGUCCCCUGGUUAUGGCGUGAUCUUGGGCCGACUGCCUGAGCAGCCAUCACCCCUGCUAAGCCCAGAUGCAGGAAGCCGGAGCAGUUGUAGUAGUGUGUCCCUUGAUAAGUGCAGUACUCCGGGUUCUCGUUCCCGUACCCCUCUGACGGCUGCUCAGCAGAAGUACAAGAAAGGCGAUGUAGUCUGCACCCCAAAUGGGAUCCGCAAGAAAUUCAAUGGCAAGCAAUGGAGAAGACUGUGCUCUCGUGAUGGCUGCAUGAAAGAGUCUCAACGUCGAGGCUACUGUUCUCGACAUUUGUCAAUGCGCACCAAGGAGAUGGAGAGCAUGUCAGAUGGUAGAGGAGGGCGGGAAGGAAGUGCCGAGUUUGAGUGGGAUGACACAUCAAGAGAUAGUGAGGUCAGCAGCAUACGCACUGACUCUCGACCACGCCUUGUAGCCCCCACUGAUCUCUCACGCUUUGACUUUGAUGAGUGUGAAGCUGCCAAUAUGUUGGUAUCUCUCGGCAGCUCAAGAUCUGGAACCCCAUCCUUCUCACCUGUUUCCAAUCAGUCUCCAUUCUCCCCAACGCCAUCUCCUUCACCAUCCCCUCUGUUUGGUUUUCGGCCAGCUAACUUCAGCCCCAUCAAUGCUUCCCCAGUUAUACAGCGUGCAGCACGUAGCCGGCACGUCAGUGCAAGCACCCCUAAAGGAGGACCAGCGUUGACUCCUGAGAUGUCUUAUCACUCCCAUCACAGGGAGAGACAGCCAGCUGGUAUCUUACCAUCAUUCCAGACAAACCUUACCUUCACUGUGCCCAUGAGCCCUAGCAAGAGGAAGCCAGAUUCUCACCAUGGCAGCGUCAGCUCUGCUCCUGAUUUUCAGAAGAGUGACAGCAUGGACUCUGGAGUAGACUCCGUGUCUCAUACUCCAACCCCCUCCACCCCAGCUGGUUACCGCUCUGUUUCCCCUGCUCAACUCUUCUCCCGUUCUCAGCAGGCCUCGCCAUCUAUGCUGUUGUCACCUCCUGCAGGUUUGACUUCUGACCCUGGUCCUUCUGUUCGUAGGGUGCCAGCAGUACAGAGAGACUCUCCUGUCAUUGUUCGCAACCCUGAUGUUCCCCUUCCCUCGAAAUUUGUAGAAAAGCCCCAAGAUAGUGGAUCUCGUGGUAUAGGUGUACAUGGGGCAGGUGGAGGUAGCCCUAGGCGAAUGGUUAAAGUUUGCACUAAGGAUCAUCCUUCCAAAACUCAACUGCAGAUUCCAGUGCCUAUCAAUGCUACACAAAUACAAAACGUGGCACGAACUAUGCCUUCUGGGCAGCCAGGCACAGGAGAGAUGGCCACGUGUACAUCAUCUGGGCCAACAGACCACCCUCCAGCCGUGUUCAGCAUCUCCUCACCAUUCCAGCCUGUUGCCUUCCAUCCUUCACCUGCAGCCCUGCUCCCAGUAAUUGUUCCCAGUGAUUAUACCAGCCAUCCUGCACCCAAGAAGGAGAUAAUUAUGGGUCGACCAGGCACAGUUUGGACUAAUGUAGAGCCACGAUCUGUUGCGGUGUUCCCAUGGCACUCCCUGGUACCUUUUCUGGCUCCAAGCCAACCCGACUCCUCCGUCCAGCCCAACGAGGGACAGCAGCCCGUCAAUCACCCUGGUGGAUUAAAUCAGAGCAAAGAACCCCCAGAGUCUGCAUCGGUGGCACAUGAACCUAUGACUGUGCCGAGCAACAAUGAGGAUAGGUGUAUUGCUUCCCACACAGACACGGGGCCUCCACCCCCUAGUGAGGAGCAUACGAAGCACCCACAGCAUCAAGAGAGCAUAACGCAGGGUGCCACUGGGGACCAGAGAGGGGAUAGUGAGACUGAGAGUGACCACGAUGACGCGUUCUUUUCUAUUGGACCACCAGACUUGCAUCUUCCAGUACAUGCUGGGAAGCGUCGGACACAGUCUCUUAGUGCUCUGCCCAAGGAUCGAGACUCUUCCUCUGAGAAGGAUGGACGAAGCCCCAACAAACGAGAGAAAGAUCAUAUUCGCCGUCCCAUGAAUGCCUUCAUGAUCUUCAGUAAGAGACACAGAGCCCUGGUACAUCAGCGCCACCCAAAUCAGGAUAAUCGUACUGUCAGCAAGAUCUUGGGGGAGUGGUGGUACGCUCUGGGGCCCAAAGAGAAGCAGAAGUAUCAUGACCUGGCUUUUCAGGUGAAAGAAGCGCACUUUAAGGCCCAUCCUGACUGGAAAUGGUGCAACAAGGACCGCAAGAAAUCCAGCUCAGAUGUAAAGCAGGUUAUACCAGGUCACUGGGGUGUACACAAGGAGAUGAGGGAGAGAAGCAUGUCUGAGACAGGGACCACGGCAGCCACAGGGGUGUCUUCAGAAGGUCCCCCUUCAGGACACCUCUUGGCCUCUGAGCCAAAGUUGGGAGCUCACUCUUCAGGGCCGCCCCCUGGAGACCGCCUGCCUCCGUCCUCCAGCUCCACCUCUCAGCUAACCAGGCCUCGAGCCUUCUCUCAUAGUGCAGUACAGAGUAUGGAGCACCGAGAUGACAGUCAGGCUCUGCAAGAGCUCAAACAGAUGUGCUCCAGCAGAUCUCCAUACUCCAAUCAGAAAGCCACAUUUGGGACCCCAGAGUCUUCCACAUUCUCUACUCCCACAAUCAGCGAAGCCUCUGCAUGUCCUGCGUCCAGAACCUGUCCUCCUCUGGCUGGUUCAUACUGUCCUCAACGCACAGCCAGCGAGGACAUGACCAGUGACGAAGAGAGAAUGGUCAUUUGUGAGGAAGAGGGAGACGAUGAUGUCAUAGCUGAUGACGGAUUUGGCUGCCCAGACAUAGACCUAAAGUGUAAAGAACGUGUCACAGACAGCGACAGCGAGGGUGUCUCUGGGGAUGAGGUAGAGAGGAAGGUGCCUGCACAGGGAGUCUUCUCGCCUGUUAUACUGCCCUCCUCGUUAUCCGGCACUUACUCCCUUUCCAAUGAUGAUGUGAAGUCCGAAAGAUCCCAAAACGUGUCACACUCCCCAAAAACCAGUGACCACCCACAGACUUCUUUUCCCCGUGGAUAUCCCCCUCUUCCUCCUGCUAAGCCCCCUCCCAGGCCCCCCGCACAGCAUCCUACCAAAAGACCUCCAGAGGUGCGGUUCACCAUGGUGAACCCUAGCAUUGGCUACAAAAGAAAGCGCAGUGUAGAGUGCGGGGGGCAGAAAGUUUCCGUGGAGGUUUCGCUCCCUGUGUCUCAGUACACCACGUACACAACUCAGUCCGUCAUUUCCUCUGGUCCGCCCCAAGCUCUGGUUAUGCCCAGUUUACCAAGUACCUAUCCUUCAAGCACAGUAUAUUCUUCUGCACCGAGGCUCUAUGAAGCACACAAGGGGACUUCUGACAACCGAUCCCAUGUUUCCACCAUGGGGACAGUACUUGUGUCAGGGCCGCAAGGACUUGGUAUUCUGCCUACUAGUUUAAAACCAGCCUCCACAGCAGUUACCAAUGUGGUAAGACCAGUUAGCAGCACCCCUGUGCCUAUUGCCAGCAAACCCUUGCCAGUUUCAAGGAGCAGCAGUAACAGCGAUUUGUGCGAAGGCAGGAUAUCUGGUUCACCUGUGGGCAUUGGAGUGGUGUAUGCUCAUGAAAGGAAGCCAAUUCAGCAACUGGCAUCCCAAGCUACUUCACAAACACAGGGCAAGCCAGCUGGCGGGCUGGUAACAAAUCUACUUGUAGGUGCACCAAAUUAUGGACAGCCAGCACCCAGUUCUGGGACAGCCUCUGCUCCAGUAACCGCUGUACAGUUCAUUACCCAGAAUCCCACAGGCAGUCCCAAUGGAGCAGUACCGCUAGGAAUCCUGCAAUCACAGCAGCUGCUCCCUGCUGCCCCGGGCAAGAGGGGCAGCAUCACACAAGUGCAGUACAUCCUACCUACCAUCCCACAGCAGCUGCCAGGAGGCACAGCAGCAAGCAUUCACUUUACCCUCCCUCCAACCAACGCUAAGGUCAUUGCAGCCCCUCAAGCCCUUCCAAUCGUUCAACCGGGGCCUGCUGCCAGCCCAUCAGUGGGAAUAGUGUCCGCUGCUGGCAAAGCUCAAUCUGUGUCUCCUGCCCCGACCCCUGGAGGUGCCACUCAGCUGCUUCCUGGCCCAGGAAUUCUUUCACCAAACACACAGGUUCAGGGAAAGAUGCUUGUCCCCAUGACUGCUCCCCAUGUGGCUGUGCGUACUGGACCGACUGCACAACUCCCUCUAGUAACCCCUCCCUUCCCCAUACAAAAUGGAGGACAGCCCGCCAACAAGAUAAUUCAGAUCACUCCCAUGCCUGUGGUUCAGUCACCUGCUCCACCCCAGAGUGCCUUAGCGAACCAAGGCAGUUCCACACUCCAAAGUGGUAUCCCUGUCACCAUGGCAACUGCCACUGUAAUGGCAGCAUCAUCCCAACCUCAGAAAGUGAUCUUGCCACCUUCCACCAGGAUCACAUACGUGCCCUCUGCAGGGGGUCAUGCGCUCCCCCUGGUAACCAGCAGCUCUCACUGCCAGACGGUACCUGCUGGCUCCACAACCUGUGUUCAGACCCAACUGGGGACUGGGUCUAUGGCCCUUGGAUUCACAACCAUCGGACCAAGUGGGCAAGCAAUCGUCCAACCACUGUUGGCAGGUCAAAGUCAGCUUCUUACCCCUGGGCAAGUGGCUGUUUCUCCAGCCUCAACUCCUCCUGUGCCCUCAUCAUGUAGCAACCAAGUGUUAACAGUUUACCCUUCGGUUGGGUCCAACACCCUCACUGUUCCUGCUCCUUCACCUGCACAGAGCCUGGUGUACACUGUGGCAAGCACUGGCAAUAUGCCAGCUGCUCCUGCCACCAUCCUGCCUAAGGCAGUUGCUUCCACACAGAUGAACUGUGCUUCACCACUACCAUGUACAGGAGGAAAUACCAACCAGGUUGCAACUGUCACCGCUGCCUCCGUUACCUUCAGUCUGGUAACACCGAAGACUCAGAGGAACCUUCCAAAACCACCUCAAAAAGUGAAAGCUGCCAUUGCAAACAUCCCAGUGGGGUCAUAUGAAGUGACACCGCCAUCCACGUGUGUGCGUUCCACCCCACGCCACUCUCCUUUACCCCCGAGGGAAGAGAACACAGAGUCUAGAUACACAGGGGAGCAUCGUGGAGUGUCUUUGAGUCGGGAAGCACCAAGAGAACCUCCUACAGCCUCUGUGAGCCCUUUCCCUCCAGCACCUCCUCAAGACCCUGCACAAGGAAAGCAGAGGAUGUCCGCGGCAGAGGAUCGACCUUCCCGAGAUGUAUGGCUAAAGAGUGUAACUGAAGAUCGAGCUGUGGCGUCCCCUCAGACUGGAUCCUCCGUACAGGCAGAUGACCAUCGAGAACCCCCCCAAUCGCCUACUAUCAAGAAAGAGCCUGGGUUUUCUUUAGAUUGGAAAGUAACCGUAUCGGAGAGUCGCUCAGAAACAACCAGCAUGUCACCUGCUCCACCACCUUCGUCAUCUCCAGCAGCCGUUCCUGUCACCCCAGGUGUGAGCGCUGUUGCUGGAGACAGUCGGGCCACCAGUUCCAUGUCCGAAUCUUCUGAGAGGAAGGAUGGAAUUGUCAAGAAAGUGAAAGUGCGUCCACCUCCUCUGAAAAAGACCUUUGACUCGGUAGACAACAGGGUCCUGUCAGAAGUGGAUUUUGAGGAGCGCUUUGCUGAACUUCCCGAGUUCAAGCCAGAGGAGGUUCUGCCCUCUCCAACGCUGCAGUCUCUAGCUACCUCUCCUCGUGCUAUCCUGGGUUCCUACCGUAAAAAGCGCAAGAAUUCCACUGAUUUAGACUCCUCAACAGAAGAUCCAAUCUCACCCAAGAGGAAGAUACGAAGACGUUCAAGCUGUAGUUCCGAGCCCAACACACCGAAGAGUGCCAAGUGUGAAGGAGACAUCUUUACAUUUGAUCGAACAGCAAGUGAGGCAGAAGACAUGUUGGCUGAGUUGGAAUAUGAGAAGGCCCCUUACUCCUCACUGAGACGAACGCUGGAUCAACGAAGAGCUCUGGUCAUGCAGCUCUUCCAAGACCAUGGCUUCUUCCCUUCCUCUCAGGCCACCGCUGCCUUUCAGUCUCGCUACUCGGACAUCUUCCCCACUAAAGUCUGUCUACAACUCAAGAUCCGCGAGGUCCGACAGAAGAUCAUGCAGGCCGCAACCCCUACAGAACCUCCCCAGUUUCCCGAGCAUCCUUCCCCCAGCACAUCAGAGGCUGGACCCUCCGACAUGCAGCCACCCCAAGAUCCCACUUUGCGGCCAAGCGAGCCACCUGAAACAACAUGGGAAGGAGGCCAAGAACCCCAAGAUCCUUCAAGCAGCAGAUGAGUGGCCAAGGGUGAGAUGCAUCAUGUAUUGUCACCCAGCCACCAACUGACCUUCAUGACUGGAUGGGCAACCUCCCUUGAAGGAUACCCUGGUGUGAAGUGGGGUUAACUACUAAAUCCUUUUGCAUUGAACUUUCACGCAUAGACAAUCCACCUAUUCCAGGGUAGACUGUGCACUCUGUGCUGGCAGCAGCAUCCUCCUCAAGGCAGUGGCAACCAGGCUGUGGCAUCUUCUCAUCCCACAUGUAGAGAGACCCUAUGUGUUGACUUUUUCCUGUUGCCAGCGAGACAGACACAAGGCAGUACUAGCCUGCAUCAUGGGAUAAUGUCCAUACAGGCACCUGCACAGACACAAGUCCUACACAGUGCUGCCUUGUCUUUCGUCCACAAACUGUCACAUCCCAACACGUUGCUGAUUCCGUAGUGGGGUCAACAAGUUGUGUGAAACUCUGAAGGAAAUGCGGGUUGACAAUUUGAUACCGCUCUAGUUUUCAAACACAUAGGCUAGCUAAUGAUAAUACCAAGAUCACUGCGGCACCAGACUCAGGGCCCACUAAAUGACUAGAAGAUGCUUAUUUGGCGGACUGUGGGCUGCACCAGAAUGUCUUAAGUCCACUAAGGAAUGACUGUGAGAUGCAGUGACUAACGGGUGAAUGGAAAGUGUGUAGUGAAAUAGCAGGGGAACAGUGGGUGUACUGCCGGAUGCGUUUGGGAGUGUAAUGGGUAUACUUACACUGAACGAACACGUGGUUCCAACAGUCUGUCGUCCCUUUUACUGCAGCUGUGAUGAGAGAACGGGAUUUUUAUGGGUAAAUCAUAUUUUCUUAUGACACUUUAGUUGGGUAAGAAGCAGCUGCACUGUCAAGAGCUGUAUAAAUAUAUAUAUAUAUAAAUUAUAUAUAGACAUUUUUAUGCAAGAUGAGUGGUGUGUAAAUUCGGUCUGAUCAGGUCAUCCCAGGCAGUAUAUCAAUCGGACAUAUCUGCCCAACACACAAAUAUAUGCACUGUGUGUAUGUUCACUAUAUACACGGACGUGGAUAUAUCUGUAUGUAAGGGGCUUCAAGGAAUAGGUGUUCAUAACACAAAAUCCUGACUGUGUUGUUUGCCCCUUUAGGUAUGUUUCAGCGUUGAGAAAGUUGAGGAUUGGUAGACUGUCCUCCCAUCAUGCAAUAUGCAUAAAUCUUUCCACUUACAAGCUUUUUACUUAAAUUUUUUUUUUUUUUUUUUACAUUUGCUGCCACUGUAGAAUCUGUGUAGUGAUUAAUAUAAUGCUAUACUAUGAGGACUAAUCUGCAGCCUGUAUAAUGAUGCAUACAAACGGAUGCUGAACGGACUGUGCCAGAGGUUAUAAGGAUAAGAUUGGACACUGAACGGACUGUGCCAGAGGUGAAGUGAGUCACAUGUAGACAGAUGCUGUAUACGGAUAGGACCUGUGCAAGGUGUGUAGUGAUGCAUUCAGAUGCUUACUGUGCAGGCUGUAUAGUGUUGCGUUUUAUACUGAUGGGACUGUGCUGGCAGGGUACUGAGCUGGUAAGGUGCUGCAUGGACUUUGUAGGAUACAAUUGGAUGUGGUGAGCACUCGUUAGGCUGUUUAGUAAUACAGUUCUUUAGUAAGAAGGCUGUGUGAUGUCUGUACAUUGGUGUAUGGUGCUAUAUUACAGUAUACGGCUAGGUGCAUUGCAGGCAAAAUCGGAGGUUGUGAUCUACAGGCAGUAGUUGAGAUGUGUAUGUCGUCUGUAUAGAAUUACAUCAUACCUAGAAAGAGACAACAAUGUAAAAUGGGAAUGUAACUAAUAUGUACACUAUACAUGAAUUAUCUGCUUUUAUCGGGCUAGGGAAGAGACCCACCGUGUAAGUGCUCCAGCUGUUUGGUGUAGUUAAAACAGUCGCACAUAUCACAGGUUGAGAUGCUGGUUUACGGUGCAAACACAAGGAUGAUUCUGUUAUACAGAACUGCAUCCCGCUUUAGAGAUCAUAACGUGCUAUAUAUAGAAUGAAUGUGUUGUCCAUAAACAUGUGCAAGUUUCAGUGAAUACAAAUGGAGGGUACACUGCAUUUGUACUCUAUAUUCAUAGUUGCACACUGCUCUAUAAAGUGACAGGCGCUGUCAUAGGAUACACAGGGCCCACCUUGGUCAGUCCUCUACGGGCCGUGUAUUCUGUACAGCGCAUUUGAUGGGCGGCUUCUAUUUGCAAAUCACUUUGCUUUUUGAGUUUUGGCUAUAUUUCUGAUGGGUGGCCAACAUUAUUCCAAAACAAAGAUGCUGUAUUUUCAACUAUAUGUCAACUUCUCAAAAGUGCUGCAGGUCACUGCCUUUUUACAGGACUGCUUAAUUGCCAUGGCUCCCCCAUGUGGUGGUGGGAGUGAACAAGAUUCAUGCCAUCUACGCUUUAUGGAUCCAGAAGUAUGUCGGCAGUGUGAAAGCAGAGAGAUUGGUACAAUGCAGUGUGACGCUCAGUCAUUUUUAUAUACAGCCACGUGUUUCCUGGAGAGGCUGAGCUGCUUUGUAGUGUCUUAGCAGGCCUUUACAUUUUUAACCCCACGUGAACUGGAGCAGGCAGAGGAGAAGCGCCACCACAUCUAUAAGUCCGAACAUGGCUGCAUUUUGUGCUUACAUUUUGUUUUGUUAGAGAGAGAGAGAGAGAGAGAGAAAGAGAGAGAGAAAACCGAGACUGAACAGACAUGUUGAUCAUGUGCAAUAUUUCUUACUGUAAUUAAAAUAAGACUGAAAGAU